This is a messenger RNA of Anoplopoma fimbria (sablefish), 1173 nucleotides long. It is a transcript of the gene pax1a, whose product is annotated as paired box 1a. Gene Ontology annotation, biological process: regulation of transcription by RNA polymerase II; anatomical structure development. NCBI's taxonomy places the organism in Eukaryota, Metazoa, Chordata, Actinopteri, Perciformes, Anoplopomatidae. The record is from RefSeq and is a predicted model, not a curated record. Gene Ontology annotation, molecular function: RNA polymerase II cis-regulatory region sequence-specific DNA binding; DNA-binding transcription factor activity, RNA polymerase II-specific.
AUGGGUAAGACGGGUAACCACCGGCAUGCUUCACUGGAGCUUAUGGAAGCGUCUCCAGACUCACCACGCCUGCAGCAAAACUAUGGAGAGGUGAACCAGUUAGGCGGCGUGUUCGUCAAUGGACGACCCCUGCCCAACGCCAUACGGUUGAGGAUCGUGGAGCUGGCUCAGCUCGGGAUCAGACCCUGCGACAUCAGCCGGCAGCUCCGAGUCUCGCACGGCUGCGUGAGCAAGAUUUUGGCGAGGUACAACGAGACAGGCUCCAUCUUACCCGGAGCCAUCGGUGGGAGCAAGCCACGGGUCACGACGCCUAACGUGGUGAAGAACAUCAGGGAAUACAAACAAGGCGACCCCGGGAUCUUCGCCUGGGAGAUCAGGGACAGGCUUUUGGCAGAUGGAGUUUGUGACAAGUACAACGUCCCGUCGGUGAGCUCGAUCAGCAGGAUUUUACGCAACAAGAUUGGAAAUCUCUCCCAGCCCAACCAGUAUGAGAGCAGCAAGCAAGGCUCCGCGCAGGCCGGGCUCUCCUACAACCACAUAUACCCUUAUUCCUACCCGAACACCAUGUCGCCCACUGGCACUAAAAUGGGCAGCCCUUCUGGAGUACCGAUGACGGCUGGACAUAUGAGCUUAUCCAGGGCCUGGCCUUCCGCACACACCGUCAGCAACAUCCUCGGUAUACGAGCCUUCAUGGAUCCUGCAGCCCUCGCUGGGACGGAGGGAUAUUCACAAAAAAUGGAAGAGUGGAGUAACGUCAACAGAGCAGCUUUCCCCGCGGCUCACACGGUCAACGGGAUCGACAAAUCAGCUAUUGACCCCGACAUCAAAUACGCUCAGCCCUCCUCGACACUGUCCGGUUAUGUCUCGGCGUGUGCUUACUCUCCCACCAACCAGUACGGGGUGUACAGCGGGCCAGCAGGCGGCUACGUGGCCCCGGGCCACCACCACCACCACUGGCAGCCGCAGAGCCCGGCCCUGUCGCACCCGGGCGGCGGGAUGAGCAGCAUGCGCGGGGAGAUCCACUCGCCGAUGACCUUCAAGCACCAGGCCAGAGAAGGAGACAGAAAACCGCCCACUCCCCUGAGCAAGCAGCAGCAGCAGCAGCAGCAGCAGCAGCAACACGAAGACUUGAACAGUGUGCAUGGACUCAGUCUCCCUACCUCAUCAUCAUAA